Molecule: messenger RNA, 4821 nt
Organism: Kwoniella botswanensis
Lineage: Eukaryota; Fungi; Basidiomycota; Tremellomycetes; Tremellales; Cryptococcaceae
Exons: 3
Coding region: 1-4821 (1606 amino acids)
Biological process (GO): fungal-type cell wall organization; signal transduction involved in filamentous growth; hyperosmotic response
Cellular component (GO): plasma membrane; extracellular region; cell surface
Molecular function (GO): osmosensor activity
Source: RefSeq, a predicted model, not a curated record
AUGACGGGAAUGAGAUCAUCAGGAUCUAGAUCCGGAUUUGGAAAUGGACCAUUGUUAUUGAUCUUAGUUCUAUGUAUUAUCGGACAAUUGGAUUUGGUAUCUGCCAAUGAACACUCGUCAUCGAGGUUGGAAAGAAGGUCGAAUCAUACAAGAGGUAAAAGACAGAGUUGGAUUGUAGAAGAGAUUGAUGAUGUGGAUAAUCAGUGGAGGAAUAGGGAGAGGAUCAAAAAGCAUCUAGAUCUCGAUUUAGAUGCCGAUGUGGGAUUACUGGAUGGUUUAUUUGAUCUUGCAGCUUCACCAUCAAGUGUAUCGACUACGUCUACUAUCGAAUCGUCAUCGGCAGUUACUACUUCGUCAACGUCGUCGACAUCGUCGGUGGAAGGAUCUGCCAAAUCAACUUUGGCUUUUACCACUUCCACUAUAGAGUCCACUUCAACUUCCACUUCCACUUCGACUGUCGAACCAACAUCAACAUCAAGCUCAACUUCUUCAAUUGAAUCUACCUCUACUUCAUCAGCGGAAUCAACAUCCAGUAUCACCACUGAAGCUGCUUCCACCUCUACUUCAACAUCAAUAUCGGAAGCUUCAACGACUACAAUCGAUGCAGUUGGUAACACUAUCAUAAGUAAGUCCAAGUUCAAGCUCAAGCUCAAGUAUAAUCUCAAUUUUCAAGUACCUUCUUUAUUCAAACUUAAUGUUACUUCUACUUCGAUCUUAAAUUUUCAAUUUCAUCGUUAUUUUCUUUCUUGUUCAAUUUCAUCAUCUCAUUUUCGAAAUUUUCAUGAUGGACAAUGGCGAUGGCGUUCGCCUAUAAUAUUCGCAAGUGCAAAGACAUCGCCUCCAACUCACUUAAGACACACAUCAAGAUCAAGAUUAAGAUCAAGAAAUCCUCAUUUCGCAAAUGGACACAAAUGGACACAAAUACCGACAUCUUCUACCUGGUCCACUGAAGCAUCAAUCAGCGUGACACCGACAUCCGCUUCGCUUUCCCAAUCCAUCAUGGAAUCGGCAUCUUCAUGGAGCGAUCCCGCUACAAUCACUUCCAGUUCAGCAUGGGAAACAAGUACCUCCACUUGGUCAUCUGAUAAUCCAGUAGUAUCAUCUUCCGCUGAGUCUGUCCCUCCCUGGUCUGAUUCCUCAGUACAAACCUCGUCUUCAACAAGGAGUGAAUCUAGUACCUCUCCAACCACUGCUCAAUGGGAUUCGACAACUUCGUCAUCGACCCUAACUCCAGUCAAACCUCCUUCAACCUGGAUGGACCCGUCAAUACCUUCUGACACGUCGACUCUCUCAUCGGUGUCGUCAACGAGUGACUUUUCAACGCCCACCACUGAAAACACAGAAACGGUGGAAUCUUCCUCGACCUCACUUAAUUCGAAACCGAGCUCAACGGCCACGUCGGCUGCUUCAUCUUCUUCGCCCAACGCAACGUCGCUCGUCGAAAAUUUAUCAACGUCUACAAUCUCAGUGGCGUGGAUUUCUAGCUCAGCUGCGAGUUCAUCUACUUGGUCGGACAGCAUAUUAGCUACGACGCUCACGAAUCCAGAUGGGCAUGUUACAACUUCUGUUUACAAUGUCUCGACAUCAUCUCCCUCUUCUUUGCCAGAUCCCACAUCUCAGCCAUCAGAGAUUUGGUCAGCUUCCGCUACCGAUUCCUCAUUGCAAAAUAUUUCGACUUCCGGGUUGAGCGUUACGAAGACGUCAUCGUAUCUUGAGGUGACGACCGCUUCCACCUCAAUCUCUGAGUGGGUUUCUUCAACCACUUCCAGUGUUGUCACUACCGUGCCUGAUGGGCAGGCGACAAGCUCAACAUUGGUCUCACCUUCAGUUACAUCUACCUUGGACUUACCUUCUACCUCAACCCAAUCGACAGCAUGGUUCAAUACUAGCAUUGCAAGGUUUGGAAUCAGUACGACCAUUGCAAAAUCUACUUCAUCAUGGGCGUCUUGGAAUGAAUCGACGCCAUUUUCAUCUUUUGGAAACUGGUCAUCAGUGUCAGGAUCUUCCACUCCCGCCAUCACUGCUCUUGGUGUGUCUAAUGAGCUCACUUCAUCUCCGUGGGAUCAAACAAUCAACGGAUCCGAUACGGUCUCUCCUGCAUCGUCACCUUGGCUGAUUGCAAAUAGUUCUGCAAGCUGGAAUUUCUCUUCAACUUGGACACCUUCUUUGACUUCUACUUUCGCUUUUGUUGCCACUUCUUCUCGUAUUUCUAUACUUGAACCUUCAUUUUCUUUGACGAGUUCUAUUACCUUCUCUCCCUCAAACCUCACGCCUUCAAGUGUUUCGUCUUUCAAAACUCUACCUUCAAUACCCUUGUCCUCAACUUUCGCAAUUCCUUCUACCACAAUGUCAAGUUCUUCAAUUACUGAUUCAAGCGCGAUUCUGCUCGCUCCCGCUUUCGUUGAAACCUCAAUAGCUAACACUGCAACCUCCAUUUCGAUAGCUUCGGAAACAGAACCAGCUACUUCCACAAUUGCGACUUCUUCACCGGAUAGUGCCACCGCAGCCGCUACUUCCGAAACGCCUCUUAUCAGUGUUGGAGCUAGUACUGCAGCUUCGGUCGGUACGAGCGACACCCUGUCGGCGGCUACCACGACUCAACCUGCUGCUGAAGCCAUACCCUCGACUACAUCCAGUGAAGAACCGGAUUCCAGCGAGGUAGCAACCUCCUCUCAAUUGUCAUCAAAUGAAGCUGCCACUACCAGUGAUGCUCCAUCUACUUCAGCUGCGGAAACAUCAAGUUCAUCACCGGCUGAAACUUCUGCUGCCACUUCAGAGCUUUCCCAACCCCCCACUAUCACUGAUGCUACCACCACAGCCGACCUGACCAGCACAACGCCUUCUGUCGAGACUUCGCCUGUCACCUCAGAGGUGGGAUCAUCAGCCACAAGCACCACGGAACCAAGCUUCUUACCGGUCACCAGUACAAGCGAGGAAUCAGCUCAAUUCACCUCGAACGCUUCCUCGCUCGCCACUGAAACCGAAUCUUCUCUCACGGAACCUACUUCAUCGCCUUCACUUACAACGGAUGUUGAGAGUUCGUCUGCCCCCUUCACUUCAGUCGCUUCAUCCGCAUUCGAAUCUGAUGAGCCCACCACUUCAUCAACCCCGACCACCUCGGAGUCGCUCGGUAAUGGAACACCCACCACCCUGACGCAAGAGUCGACCACCACCAUCAAUGGCUCCGAUGCAGCCACAUCCUCCGGAGUAUCAGCUACUGCCACUGCUAAUGCUUCUGAUGAGGUCUCUAGUUCAACUUCCGGCAAUGAGACAUCGGCCACUGAUUCGGUUUCCGCUAUCCCAUCGGAUGCGAUCAGUAGUAUUUAUACCGCUACUUCGACUCCUUCGGUCAACGGGACUGGUGUCAGCACUUUCGUACCUACCUCAACGGAAUCCGAAUGGAGUUCAGCAUCUGUCACUGCUUCAUCGACAUCAUCCUAUAAUGUCACCAGCACGACAGAUGAAGCUUACACCCCAACGCAGACCUGGUUGAUUGGUUACACUCAGGCGUCAUCGACUGAAGAGUGGACUAGCGAGUCUACUUCUGAUACCCCUACUACCACUGGUACCAAAACCACUGCCACCACCAGUACCCCUUCAGUCGCUACCAUUCCUAGCAGUAUGCCAACGUUGAUCGUUCCUGCCAACUCGGUUGCGAAUGAUGCUACCGCUGGCUCGGGCGGAGAGGACGAUCCUAUCCAGGACAAGACCUUGAUUGCGAUCUUGCUCUCGGCAGAUUACUAUCCUUGGUGGUUUGUAGUCAACUCGUCUGAUGCUACAUCUCAGUUGCUCAACACUUUCCCUACUUUGAUCAGCAAUGCGCUUGAGAUCGAUACGUCCGACGUCAAGACUUAUGGUCUUCAAGUAUACCAACCUGCCGCCUGGGAUGGAGAUAAAACUUCGCUCCUCACUCAAUACAUGUCAUACAUCCCAACCAAAUAUUUCGAUACGCUCAACGCCUAUAUUAAGACCUCUUCUUCACCUCUCUACAACCAGACGGGUAUAGAAGGUGCUUUGGCUGCUCAGAUCAACACUGCUUUCCCACUUGCUGCAUCCUCUGAGACCGCUCCUCAGUCGUCGUCGACUACCAGCGGAUCGUCGGAUAGUAAUAGGAAACGAAACAUCAUCAUUGGAGUCUGUGUUUCCAUCGGAGGUAUUUUGUGGAUAGGAUUGGUAUAUUGGAUCUACAAGAGAGUCAAGAAGUCAAAUGAUAAAGCGGUUCACAAGAGAUUAUCCGAGCAUAUGUCGAUGUUUGGUGAUCAUCGACCUAUGUCUGAGGUAUACGCUCAAUCCAAUUGGAACGGCAAUUCAAGGAGGGUAUCGAUGGCACCUUCCAUCGCUGCUAGUGAGGUUGAUGAUCGACCCAGUUCUUUCUACGCCUCACCAUUUGAGAACGACCGAUCGAUGAGGGAACAGCAAAGACUUGAAAGAGAGAGUUACGGUGCAUCUUCGUCCAAUUAUUCCGGCUCGGGAGAUUCGAGAUCACCCACGAAUCCAAAUUAUGGUCCUUCCGUAUUUGGUACUUCAUGGUUCCAAAAUCCCCACCAACAGGGUCAAUCACAAGGUAGAUCGAGAAUAUCUCAGAAUCCAUUUGAGGACAUUGCCACCAGAUCUUAUCUUGGUACAUCCACUUCGAAUAUGAACCUGAAUUAUAACAAUCAACCUCAUUCUCCGACUACUUUGAAUAGUUCGAUUGGGAGUCAACAAGGAGCGAAGAGGAGAAGUGCAGUGGGUAAACCUGUAUCGAAAGCUUUGAUCUCUAAUCCUACUCUGCAAGCGAAUUCGUUGGAAUUCAGAGACUAUGGUACAUUACGUGAAUAG